AUGUUUUUACAUAAUUAUAUUUCUAAAUUACAAUUAGAUGCUCCAACUCCUUGGGGUUUAUUUUUUCAAGAUAGUGCUUCACCUCAAAUGGAAGGUAUUGAAGAGUUACAUAAUAAUAUAAUAAAUUUUUUAGCUAAUAAAUCACCUAUUGCUCAUAAAUUUAUGAAUCAUGGUACUUUAAUAGAUUAUCAAUAUCCUGAUUUUACUAAUGCAGAUGAUGAAUUUAUAGAAUUUGAUUCAUAUAUAGUGCCAGAAAGUGAUUUAGAACAAGGUCAAUUUAGAAUGUUAGAAGUUGAUAAUAGAGUUAUUAUACCUGAAUUAACUCACACUAGAAUUGUUAUAUCAGCUGCUGAUGUUAUACAUUCUUAUGCUUGCCCUUCUUUAGGUAUUAAAGCAGAUGCUUACCCAGGUAGAUUAAAUCAAGCUUCUGUUUACAUAAACCGUCCUGGAACUUUCUUUGGACAAUGUUCAGAAAUAUGUGGUAUUUUACACAGUUCUAUGCCUAUUGCUAUACAAUCAGUAUCUAUAAAAGAUUUCUUAUUAUGA
Messenger RNA from Penicillium egyptiacum, 546 nucleotides. The record is from the annotation of a GenBank genome assembly. Lineage: Eukaryota; Fungi; Ascomycota; Eurotiomycetes; Eurotiales; Aspergillaceae.